AUGUCUCAAGUGAAAAUCGACAUCAACUUGAAGCUGAACAGCCAAUCUGUGGACAGGUACAAGUUCGGCAAGGCCACCCAUGAGGCGACCGCGUUAUACAGACCCCACGAGAACAAAAUUAUACUCCCGGUCGGCAUUUUGCAAAAACCAUUCUUUGACGCCCAGUUUGACGCCACCCAGAGCUUUGGUGCCAUCGGGAUGGUCAUCGGACACGAAAUUACCCACGGGUUCGACAACAGCGGCCGUUAUUGCGAUUGCGACGGCAAAAUUGAAACAGUGGUGAUCGAGCGCCUCCAGCGCUUCGUUCAACACGAAAGUCCAGUGCAUUAG
Aphanomyces astaci is the source of this 330-nucleotide messenger RNA. RefSeq lists its product as hypothetical. Gene Ontology annotation, molecular function: metalloendopeptidase activity. Gene Ontology annotation, cellular component: plasma membrane. The coding region runs from base 1 to 330 and encodes 109 amino acids. The transcript has a single exon. Gene Ontology annotation, biological process: protein processing. The record is from RefSeq and is a predicted model, not a curated record. Lineage: Eukaryota; Oomycota; Saprolegniomycetes; Saprolegniales; Verrucalvaceae.